Rhea pennata is the source of this 13695-nucleotide messenger RNA. It is a transcript of the gene OSBPL6, whose product is annotated as oxysterol binding protein like 6. The record is from RefSeq and is a predicted model, not a curated record. Gene Ontology annotation, cellular component: intracellular membrane-bounded organelle; membrane; cytosol. The transcript is spliced from 25 exons. Gene Ontology annotation, molecular function: cholesterol binding. NCBI's taxonomy places the organism in Eukaryota, Metazoa, Chordata, Aves, Rheiformes, Rheidae. The coding region runs from base 178 to 3048 and encodes 956 amino acids.
UAUGCUUCAGCAUGAACCGCUGAGUAUCCAGAGCUGGCAGAGAUGCGUUUCAGCUGUUUGAACUCUUCUUUGUCUCUCCAUGAACUGUGAAACAGAAGAAUGUGGAAAAGUAUCCCUUUCCUUUUUUCUACAUGAGUGAUAAGAGCACAAGAUCAUUACUGCAAGUUUGCUGCAAAGAUGAGUUCGGAGGAGAAGAGUAUAUCUCCUGCUCACAAAACAUCCACUCCAUCACAUAGAAGUACCUCCUCUUCAUCAUCAUCUCAGAGGGAUAGAAGGCAGAGCAUUCAUAUUUUGGAGCGGAAGGCUUCUUCAGGAAGCACAGACCUUUCUUUAAGCAAACAGUUCCUUGAAACAGACCCUAUUUCUCUAUCCAAGGAACCUGACAGCUGGGAAAUCAUAGAGGGCCUGAAAAUAGGCCAGACCAAUGUCCAGAAGCCAGACAAACAUGAAGGUUUCAUGCUGAAAAAGAGAAAAUGGCCUUUAAAAGGUUGGCACAAGAGGUUUUUUGUCCUGGAUAAUGGAAUGUUAAAGUAUUCGAAGUCACCAAUUGAUAUUCAGAAGGGCAAAGUACAUGGGAGCAUCGAUGUUGGUUUAUCUGUUAUGUCUAUCAAAAAGAAGGCUCGGAGGAUAGAUCUUGACACAGAAGAGCACAUCUAUCAUCUGAAGGUGAAGUCCCAGGAUUCAUUUGAUGCCUGGGUUUCAAAACUACGCCACCACCGGUUGUACCGUCAAAAUGAGAUUGUGAGAUCUCCAAGAGAUGCCAGCUUUCAUAUAUUCCCUUCAGCUUCCACUACAGAGUCUUCACCAGCUGCCAAUGUGUUAGAUGGAAAGGUACAACAAAAUAGUUUCCCAUGGCAGUCUCCUAUACCAUGCAGUAAUAGCCUUCCUGCAACUUGCACUACUGGUCAGAGUAAAGUAGCAGCUUGGUUGCAGGACUCUGAAGAAAUGGACAGAUGUGCAGAAGAUCUUGCUCAUUGUCAGUCAAACCUUAUGGAACUCAGUAAACUUCUUCAAAAUUUAGAAAUACUACAGAGAACCCAGUCAGCACCAAACUUCACAGACAUGCAGGCUAACUGUGUAGAUAUUUCAAAGAAAGACAAGCGGGUCACAAGACGAUGGAGAACAAAAAGUGUCAGCAAAGAUGCAAAAAUUCAACUUCAGGAAGGGCCUGCGCCGAAGGGCCAGUUCAACACAACACGACGCCGGCAGAGACUAGCAGCUGCAGUGGCUACAACAGUCCCUUUCAGUGCUACAAUGUCACCUGUUCGGCUGCAUUCAUCCAAUCCCAACCUUUGUGCAGACAUUGAAUUUCAAACUCCCCCAAGUCACGUCACUGAUCCACUGGAGUGCUCUACCGAGUACAUCAAACUGCAGGAAGAAUUUUGCCUGAUGGCACAAAAAGUGCAUUCUCUUCUGAAGUCUGCCUUUAACAGCAUAGCUAUAGAGAAGGAGAAGCUUAAGCAGAUUGUUUCAGAACAAGAUCUUACAGGCCACAAUGCACAAAUAGCACACCUCCGACAGUCCCUCUCUCAGGCUCUCAACCAGAAUGCUGAACUAAGGAGUCGCUUGAACAGAAUACAUUCAGAAUCUGUUAUUUGUGAUCAGGUUGUCAGUGUAAAUAUUAUCCCUAGUCCUGAUGAGACAGGUGAACAAAUUCAUGUCAGUUCGUUGUCCCAGCAAGUUUCUAAUGAGAGCAGGCUCUCAAUGUCUGAAUCUGUUUCAGAGUUCUUUGACGCGCAGGAAGUGCUCUUGUCUGCCAGCUCAUCAGAAAAUGAGGCUUCUGAUGAUGAAUCUUACAUUAGUGAUGUGAGUGAUAAUAUAUCUGAGGACAACACCAGUGUUGCAGACAGCAUUUCUCGGCAAAUUCUUAAUGGUGAGCUAACAGGAGGUGCAUUCAGGAACGGACGACGAACUUGUCUCCCAGCUCCCAGCCCUGACACUAGUAACAUCAAUCUGUGGAAUAUUUUGAGAAAUAACAUUGGCAAAGAUCUUUCCAAAGUGUCCAUGCCAGUUGAGCUAAACGAACCUCUGAAUACUUUGCAACAUCUCUGUGAAGAGCUGGAAUACAGUGAACUGUUGGACAAGGCUGCUGAAACUGAUGAUCCCUAUGAACGCAUGGUUCUCAUAGCUGCUUUUGCAGCAUCAGGCUAUGCCUCUACAUACUUCAGAGCAGGAAGCAAGCCAUUUAACCCAGUGCUUGGUGAAACUUAUGAGUGCAUUAGAGAAGACAAAGGAUUUCGAUUUUUCUCAGAGCAGGUUAGCCACCAUCCUCCCAUUUCUGCCUGUCACUGUGAAUCGAAGAACUUUGUAUUUUGGCAAGAUAUCAGAUGGAAAAACAAAUUCUGGGGAAAAUCAAUGGAAAUUCUGCCGGUUGGAACAUUGAAUGCAACUCUUCCGAAGUAUGGAGAUUACUAUGUCUGGAACAAAGUCACUACCUGCAUACAUAACAUCCUUAGUGGAAGGAGGUGGAUAGAGCAUUAUGGAGAAAUAACCAUCAGAAACACAAAAAGCAGUGUUUGUAUUUGUAAGCUCACAUUUGUCAAGGUAAACUACUGGAAUUCAAAUGUAAAUGAGGUCCAGGGUGUUGUGAUAGAUCAAGAAGGGAAAGUGGUACAUCGCCUUUUUGGAAAGUGGCAUGAAGGCCUUUAUUGUGGGGUUGCGCCUUCAGCCAAAUGUAUAUGGAGGCCAGGCUCCAUGCCAACCAAUUAUGAACGUUAUUAUGGCUUCACAAGGUUUGCUAUUGAGCUCAAUGAAUUAGAUCCAGUACUGAAAGAUCUUCUUCCUACAACAGAUGCACGAUUCAGGCCAGAUCAAAGGCUUCUGGAAGAAGGAAAUGUAGAAGCAGCAGCAAUAGAGAAACAAAGAAUAGAGGAGCUCCAGAGAAGUCGGAGGCGGUACAUGGAAGAAAACAGCAUUGAAUAUGUACCCAAAUUUUUUAAGAAAGUUGUAGAUGCUAAUCAAAGAGAAGCCUGGGUUACCAAUGACACCUACUGGGAACUGCGGAAGGAUCCUGGCUUUAGUAAAGUAGAAAUCCCCAUACUCUGGUAAACUGAGAAUGUAGAUCUAGUAAACAUAUCACUCUCUGAAGAAAAAAAUAACUAUGCACAAUAUGUUUCUUAUAGCUAAGCGUGGUUUGUGGGUCUACAGAAAAUCUAUCAUUUGCAUUUAUAUUCAUCUUUAUAAAGGACUUUUGAAAGUGCAUUAGACCAGGCCCCUGACCACUUCCGGAUCUUUUUAAUUUUGCAGCAGCCAUGUUAAAAAAAAAAAAAAAAAAAAAAAAAAAAAAAAAGGAAAAGAGAAAAGAAAGAAAAAGAAAUAAAUAAAAACCUUUUAAAGUUUCAUAUGCUGAAAAUUCUGAACAAAAGAAGCGGAAGAAUUAUCCAAAGUCACUUGGAAGAGGUGGUAAACACAAAACUGCAACUGGUGCUUUAAACAGACAUUAAGAGUAAUGUAAUUUAAAUUUAAAAAAAAAGGAAGAAAAAACAGAAAAAUCCAUUUUGUUUCAACUAUUUUUGUUAAAAACUCUUGGGUUAUAACACUGUCAUUUCUGGCUUCAGGUUAGUCCUUUGGUGUGAUGUGCUUGGACUGACCUGUGACAAAAAGACGUAAGACAUGCUUUUCUGGAAGCUGUUCCCAUUCAUAUGCCAUUGUUCAUGCCUUAAAUGAAGUAUGAAGUAUAGUAAGUCAUUUUAAAAUGUGUAUGCUUAGGACUGUGUGGAGGGCAGAUUUUUAAAGCACUAGGAUAUUACUGUAUUAAUAUUGGAGAACCUGUAUUUAAAAUCAAAAGACAGACGAAUAACUGUAUUUCAGAGAAAGGAGACCUACUGUACAUGCUUUAGCUUUGGGAAGCUGACUGUAUAAUCAGACUGAAAAGAAACUACUGACUGGUUAAAUUUGAGACAGUUUUGAUAAAUGCAUUUGAAUUGCUGGUCAGAAAGUUCAUAUUCUAAAUGACUGAGGCUGGGAUGUGAUAAUCAUUUAUACACUGAUCUGACAUAGCUUCACAACAUAUCUCAUUUCCCCCUGUUUAUACAAUUAGAAUUCCCUGAAGCUUUGCAACAGUGUUAAAAGCACAGAAACAUUUCAUAGGAAAGUCUCUGCCUUCUCUCCAGAAGCUGGAUAGUACUGUGAACACAACUAAUAUUUUCUGCUACAUAGACCAUAUACUUUACUGGCUCUGUUUUCUCCUCAUCUACUUUUCUUACCUAAAUAUUGUGUGAGAGUAGGGCAGAUGCUCCCAUGCUUUGUAGCUAACAACUUCUUGUGUUGCCAAAAUAGCUUUUAUGCAAAAUUAUAUUUUACAUUUUUUUCAUAAAGUGGUCCUAUAUUUUUUGAUUCAGAACCAAGCCUCUUAUGUGUUGUUAUGCCUCAUUUAAUAUAUAUAAGGGAGGAGGUCUGGCACUUUCUAUCUGAUAAUUUCUGAAGCACUAAAUAGUAGGAGGGCAGAUUUUAUAAAAGAAAAAAAAGGUAGUUUUAUUAGGGAAAAAAUGUAUUUCACACAGUAUGAUCCAGUUGUCCAUUUAUGCAUAUAUUAUACAUUCAAGCACUGAGGACAGGCUAGAUUUCAUAUAUAUUUACUGUCUUUCACAUAUAUAGCAUACAUAGUGCACUUAAUUUUUUCUAUUUAAGAUAUAUUCUAGUACUAAGACUAGAUAAAAUAAAACAAAAUUAAAAUUCAGAUAGGUAUCUGAUCCUGCCAGGAGAGCUGCUUGAACAGUUCUCAGUAGAGUACCACACAUACACAGCUCUUUGCAUGCCUGUUCUUUUUGCAGUCAGGUCCUUACAGAACUAAGGUUACUGUGAUUAUUUGGUAUGCAUUUAGUUCUUCCGUUGCUUGUAUAGGAGAGCAACUAGUUACUAAUGAAUUCCAUUUUCUUCCCAUAGUUAUAAGAAAAAAUAUGAAAGCCUAAAGAAAAUAUUGGAUAAAACUUAUGAGAAUUUUGAAUACUAAACAUUGCUUAUGAAUACUUGGUGUAAAAACUGUGUGCAGAUUAACAGGAUUUGUUCCAGAGAAAACCUUGAAGUAUUCAAACAAAAAAUCUCGUUCUCUUUGCUGAUAGAACCAGAUCGGAAUUCUUUCAGAGUUUUUCAGUGGUUAUUAUAAAAAAAUGAAAAUACAUCAAUUUUGGUUUUUUAACUGUAUUAGGUUAACUUCUUCCUACUUGCUCUAAUAGCAUUACACUAUGAAUCAAAUCUGCACAUUGUGUGCAAAAUGGCAGUUAAUUAUUAUAUCGCUUUCCUUAAAGAUACCAUUAUUAAGCAUUUGUGCCCCUCAUGUUCCAGUCCCUGUGAGCAGGUUCACCAUGCCGUUUGAAAGUAUUACUUGUGCAUGACUGAGAGUACAUUUGAGAGACAAGAGCUGCAUGUCCUCAAGUUUUUUGAAAGUUGGAUCGUAGUUUAAAUACAGAGAUAAGGUGUUGAGUUUUACAGUGUUUUGCUAGUGUUUUGUGAAUGCCAUUCUUUGCAGUGCAGACUGAAACCUGGUGAACCUAAAGAUGCUAUCACUGCUUUAAUUAUUUUUACAACUGUUUAUCUGAUACUCAUUGAAAGAAGAAUAGCAUUGACAUUAUUAGAAUUUUUAAAAACCUGUGAUAUGAUAAAUCUUUGUAUUGAAGGCACUUUUUAAAAUUACUGAAUGUUUAAUUAGUGAAUUAAUAACUAGAAGAAAUGCAAAACAACACAUCACAAAAUGGUAUUUUUCUUUGUCAGAAUUCUAAAUGCACUAACAAAUAUACUGUAAAGCAUUUUCUUAUAGUAUAGAAUUCUCUGGAUUCUCUGCAAAAUCUUCUAUUAAUUUUUUUCUUGCCACCUUGGGGGACACAGUGACAUGUUUUCUAAAGGGAAUUGGUUGACAGAAGACAGGUCUGGGGGCUUCUAUCCAAACUAUAAUUUUUGAACAACUCUGAAAGAGCACCUGUAUCGAGUGCAGGUGCAGAGCUUUGCACUUCUCUCUACUGAACUUUGGAAAGUGUCUUCUGGCCCAGUUCUCAAGUUUAGGAAGCUCCUUGUGGUCAGCGCUCUGCUGUUUGGCAUGUUCCCUGAUCCUCCUAAUUGAAGUUGCAGGGCUGCAGUCUACGUCCUUGGGCAGGUCGCUGUUGGUGUUGAACGAUGCAGGGCCCAGAGCCAACCCCGCGGCACCGUCCCCGUCCCUGGUGCCAGCGGGGGUAAGGCAGCCAUCCCGCCCUUCGAGCAUGACAACUCGGGCAGCUUUCAGCCCAGCUCACUCCGUUCACCCUGGCAAUAUUUUCUUUUGAGAGGCACAAAAAAUACUUCUCUGCUCUGUAGGCUUUAUUGUUCUAGGUUUGAUAGGUGAGGAGAAAGUGCAAACCAGUCAAUAUUUAAAAAAAGGUCAACUAUUAAAAUUUCUAACUUGGACUACAAAAAGGUAUCCUGUGCUUUCAAAUGCCUUUUUUCAAAAUUCAUUUCUGUAUGAAAUACAUAAACCUUAUGCUUUAUCAACAAUGGUAAAUGGUACUUUCAAUUAAUAUUUUACAAGCAUACCUUAGUUUGUUCCCUGUUCUGGUACUGGGGAUAUAAUAGGAUAAUACUAGCUAUUAUCGUCCAAGGUAAUGUCUUAAUGGAGACUUAAAUAGCUUCAUUGCUAUUUUAAAUCUCUGUUAACAAGAUGGCAGAUUUUUCUGCAUAUUAGAAGUUGUUAUCCCACUGAGAGAUACAAAUUGAAUGAGUCUAUUUUCAUACAGUCUCACUGUGAUUAAAACGUCAUCUAGCCACUCAUUCUAAUUUUAAACAGGUAUAAGUUGCAUGAAAUAAACAUGUUUGCAUUUAGCUUUAGAAGUAAACUCCCAAUAUAACACUCUUACAAAUGAUGUUUUGCAUUUUCUCUUACUUUGAACUUUUGAGUCAGAAUUAUCUUUUGUGGCAUUUGUGGUUUUUAUUUGAAUAACACAUACUAGGCUGAUGUCAAGUAUGCAGUACGUACGCACGAUACAGUUUUAAAAGCUACCUUUAAAAGAUGCCCUUGAUUUCCUACUGAACAGUGUUAGAGAUCCACGGAAACAAAUCGUGCAAACCUUAAGGCGUAGUUCUUCCUAGAGCAGCGUGCCCAGGAGCCGGUGCUGAGCCUGCUGCACCGUACUGUGCGAGGAGUUUGCUUCUGGGCUCUGCCCUCCUUUCUCUGCCCUGAACGUAGCCUGUGACAGGGAGGCCAGGCACCCUGCAUGGUUUGCUGGGCAGUAUGGAAAUAGCAUGGGUUCUUCUCUUCCUCAAACUAGGGAGAGCAGGGCCCAGGAUAAAGCAGGAUGCACUUAGGAUUUCUCACCAGACUUGAAUUUUUAGAAAUGCUGUGGAAAGGCGAGGAGUUCCCAUGCGCUCACACGGUGCUUGAGAAGGCUGCACAUGCUGAUGGUCCCUUAGUUUUGCAAAAUUUGUUUUUGCUAACAAAGGUCUUUUACUUCAGGGAAGAUUUGUAUUGUCUCCUUAUUUUAAAAGAUUUUGGAGUUCUGCCUGGUGUUACCAACAUUAGCUGCUCAAAGUGCAGUUGGCACUUCAUGCAGUAGUAUUCAGAGGAAUUAACUCUAUUUUAGGUAUUGCUACUGACACUGGAGGUACAUAAUGAAAGCAAAGGGAGACUUUUAAAGUUAGAUCUACCUGAAGUUAAUAAGGCCUGUGUAGGAGAAAGGCAUGUGUAUUCAUACACUAAAUGACAGGAGGUAUUAAGUUAAACAGAGUUCAGCCCAGCUAAGGAAAAAAGAUUAAUAUUGACAAAAAUGAUUAAGAAACAUCAGAAUGCCCUAGCUGGUCAAGAUGUGCUAUACACAGACCUUGCAGAAAGCCAGCAAAACUAACUGUGUCUUAACUGCUUGUUUUAGCAGCUGAAAAUGUUAGGGCUGAAAAUAUUAUCUAAUGUUUUGUUGUUGUCCAUCAUUAAGUAAUAAGUGUCAAAAUUGUAGAAAACUUUAAUUUAUUCUUUUAAGCACAUAAUGACAAAAAUCAUGGUGCUCAGGGAUACAGUUGUGACUAAUAUUCCUUGUCAAUCUGCUCAAAAUUGCGGAAGUAUCUUUAGUAUAAAAGUAGUUUAAUUUUCUACUUUACCAUACCUGCCUUUUUUUGUUUUAAUUCCUGUAUCACUCAGAAGAUGACAGUGAGUUUCAUGGAGAGAGUUGGGGCAGGGGGAGAGGAAGGAGGAGGGCUUGGGAUUUUUGUUUUUGUUUUUGUUUUUUUUUUGACAGAAGAAUCUAGACUAAGUGUGCCCAUAAAGAUUUAAUUAUUCCUAGGGAGGCUAUCUCCCUGGGCUCCCUCAGAAUAGUGAAUACCAUCCACAAGAAUUUUACAAAUCUGAGUAAACUGAAAUAAAUGAAUAAUUUAAAGCAGUUGGUUUUCUUUUUGUAUGCUAUGCUGUAAGGGGUCUACUUACAAAAGGUAAAGCAUUCUUUAGAGAAUGUAAAACAGCUUUGAUGUUCAUUAGCUUUGACAUAAGCUAAAUUUUCUAAAUUGAAAAAUGUCUUUAUAAACCUCCUUUAAAGGAUUUUUUUUAAUAUGGUGUCCUGCACGUUUAAAAGGUAACUUUAAAAAGUUAAAAAGUAGAUGUUUUAUAUGCCUAUCUCCUCCUUUGUCAACUUUUGUUGUAUUAUAAUCCAUCAUGUUUCAAAAAUGUUUUUCCCUCCCUUAUGAUCUUUGACAAACCUGAAAAAAGGAAAAGGAGGGAGAGACUACAGUGGAGAACCAUGAAACUAGACACAGCAGUUCUCAGUGGCACGAAGUUAUUAAAAAAUAGUUUUCUAGCCCUUAUUAACUGAGAUGUCAGAGCAGCUGUGAAUUCAGUUUCAGGAUGGAUGUGUUAAUACACUUUUACUUUCCACUGAUCAAUGACAGCAUGGAAAAAUGAAGGAUUUUACUCAUUGCUCAGAAAGAAUUUUGAACGUGAAAGGAAGCUUUUAUUCCUUUUAUAAAUAACAAUGACUGUAGACAGCAUUUGGCUGAAGGUAUGUUGCUAAUGUGAACAAAGAGAAUUACUUGUUUUAAAAAUAAGGGAACCAUAAAACUGGAAUAUAUCUUCAACACCACGUAAUAUAGUCUGUCUUGCAUAUUCUGGACAUGUGGUAAAGCUGCCUAUUUAUACUCCCUGAGGAAUGAUCCAGAUGUUGUCUCCUGUGAAACACUAAAAGAUAUUUCCAUGUUUAUUACUAUUUGUAAUGGUCUGUAUUAGUGAAAGAGGAUAAUGGUGUUUAGGAUGUCAUAUGUGAACUUCUAAUCUUGCUGGCCCCAGUCAUUAGGGAUGCAAAGAGGAAAGAGCUGAGCAGAUUGUUUCAAAAGGCAGAAGUGGGUAGCAUAAUCUUUUAUACCCUGAGUAUCCUAAUAAUGCAAGUUCUAUAAAAGAGCAAUACUUGCUGUGAUGAGUGUUCAACCAGAAUGAUUCCUUUUCCUUGAGGUACUUGCUCCUUGGGCCCGUCAGUUUGGCCACAUACACAACAUCUUUCUGUUAAACUCAGCUACCAUUUAGCAUUACAGUUCUGGCAACUAGAGCCCAGGGUUGCCUUGUCAGGUCCUCAGAGGGCAGACAGUGUCUAAGGAGUCUAAGAUUUCUUGUCUUGUAAUCUUGUGUUGGAUAUUCUCUCUCUUUCUUUGUUAAAUUUACCUGGGCAAGGAAUAUGAAAUUAAUAUUAACCAAGCUAAUGUUAGCUUCGUUAAUCGUCAUUGGUUACUCCAAAUUGGUUAAUGUUAGCUAAUGUUUAAUCCUCAGUUUCUGCCAGAUAAAGGAGAAUUCUGAAUAGCUUUUCUAACUCUGUUGAAUAAAUUCAGAUGAGAUCUUUGCAUUUGCUUAAUAUGUUGUAAAAAUGCCUUGAGACUGCAUUGCCAAUUAUAAAUCACACAUAAAUAGAUCUAAUCUGCGUCAGUAACCUGUCUUGAAGUCAAGACAAUGAAAACUGUCAUUUCAAUAGGAGGUAAGGAAUUGGGUCUAUUAUUGAAGUAAGUGUUACUGGUGUCCGUUAGUGGUUGAAAUGUAGUAUAGCAUACUCAGUAGUUUUGCAGUAAAUUUUAUUUUCACCUGAGUGACUGACAAGACUUGACUGCGAACUGAGAAAUAAAUUUUGGUAUGCAGGCAUAAAUUCGAAGAUGGCAGCUUCUAGCUUACUCAAGCUUUCACUCUAAUAAGCAGAAGCACUGUUCUUAUUCGUUUAGAAUUAUUUCUAAACAAAUUAUUUUCAAACAUUCAUUCCUCACUAAGAACAAAUUACAUGCCAAGUCUGAGUUUAAAAAUAAAACAAUGUUUAGAGCUCCACAAACUUGAAGAAUGAUUGCUUUAUUUUGCAACUAAUGCUCAGAUCUUGCUAAAUCUCCAGCUCUUGGAGCAAGGCAGACCUAUAAUGCUCAUCGCUAAACUUUCAUCCUUGGACCAAAAAGAGAUACCAGUGGACUUUUCUGGAUGGGAUUCUUUGUUUCUUUGUAUAUUGAUUUAAGUGUAUGUUAUGUACUAUAAACCCAGCAAGAAAUCAGGCUGUUAGCAUCUGAUGUCAGAAAUCUUUUCCUUCACCAAAACACACAACAAACUGCUUGCUCUUUACUGUUACUGCUAGGUUGUCUGAAGAGGAUGCUGUAUUCAGCAUAUAAAAAGCCAUACUAAAAUUAAACUACUGAGACAUCCAGAGAGAUCAUUAUGAUAGUUCUAUAUUAGGAUAUUAAGAUAUUUUCUUUUUUUAACUGGUAUCAAGAUUGUUGUCUUAAAGUCUUUAUCUACCUCCCUUUGUAUAAUUAUGUUUGUUGGAUUAUAUUUUCUGAACAUUUCAACAGCAUAACAUUCCGUAUUUUCUCUCCUUUUUUGCACAGUUAAUAUGAAUUUGAAAUAAUGUCAUACUUUUUUGGUGAGGUUAGAUCCCAUGCACACACAUGUGAAGUGUAAAAUUCCAGAAUUUGUACCCUGAUCUUUUAGAAUCCCAUAUAAAAGUAAGGUUUAGAUAAGUAGUCAAUUUACAUUGCUUUACUGGGCUGCAUUAGUUUUAAUGGCAUUUAAUUAUAGAUGGUAAACAGCCACUUAGCAGGCCAGAAAGUGAAAACAUGAAUAGCGAAAAGAGCAUUCUCUGAUGAUCGCCCAUAUCCCUGUGUGAAACCCAGAUCUGUUGCUUUCUUGUACACCUCUUUGCAUAACAUCCUUGUAAAAGGAGAUUCUCUGAAUCUUUCCAGUGGGGUUGUGCUGUUUUAUAAAAUUUAGAAAUAUGUACAGAAACUUGCUUCACACUUUUCAAGAUGAAUUUUAAAGGCAGAUAAUGUAGUUUCUUUCUAGAAGGUGAGCAUGUAGAGUCAGUGCUACUUUUAAAUACCAGUAGACAAUGACUAUUCUGAGGGAAAUAAUAGACUGCAACUGCAAAGGGUCUGUGCACAUAGAUGCACCAGAUAAGAAUUUUUCUGUUUUUUGAAAGCAAUAGAAAACUGCUACUUGAGGGAAAGAAAAAAAGGUAGAGAAAGCAUUAAACCUCACCUACAUCACUUCAUUUUGUGCUCAGAAGUUCAUUGUGGACUUCCAUAAAACAUAAGGAUGCUAAAGGAUGCUAAAAAAUUCAGUGCCAUAAUUUCUAAGUAACUCAAUAGAAAAUUCAGUUGAUUUGCAAAUCUUUGUUUUGAAAACUGUAUAAAGUAUUUAAAGUAUUGCAAUUUUUAAAGCUGUAAAUGCGAGCCUUCAUACUACAUUCAGUAAUUUAACAUAAAAAAGAAAAGAAGAACCUGAUCUUGGUUGUGGGCUUGCAAAUGCGUGCAGUUAUGCUGGAAAAGUUUGAAAGGCCUUUCAGGAUGAUAAUUCUUUACAUCUUGUUAAUUCCGUAUUUCCAAAUACUGACUAUAAUUGUGUCUGUAAAAGCACCUCUGUGGCUUACAGUUACUAAGCAUCAACAGUUAAGAAAAAAACAUAGAUAGAUUUGCAAUAUAGAAAUUGUAACCUGUAGGCUUUUAUUUCAAAUGCAAGAGUUAAUCAACAAUGCCCAUCUCAAGAUUUUUUUCUUCUUCCUCUUCUUGGACUCUGAUCUUGCACACGCAUCAAUAUAUAUUUAAACAUACAUCUUGCAGACAGUCGCGUUGAAUGCAGUUGAAAAAGAUGCAGAUAUUAAUGUUCGAAUAAAAAGACUCAACACUGACACUCCUAAGAAGUCAAAAUAAUGGUUACACCAGGCUUUAUAACACUUCAUUUUUAAUCCUUACAUCCUUAAACAAAUGAGCAUUUCAGCAGAGGAGGCUGAGCUCCUGUUGGGUCUCCAUUGAACUCAGUGAGCCUCCGUGUGAGUGGGCAUCUAGCUGCCAAAACUGUAUUUCAACUUUAGGCCUAGUAUGAACAGUCAGACCUAGGUAUUCAACUAGUUAAGCUUAAGCUGUAUUUUAAAAGUGCACUGCCUCGUGGAAGUUGAAAGCCUGAAGCACAGCAGGUUUGACUGCUUGCCAGUCAGAGCUAGUAUGUUUGACUUUCCAUUGCCUCUCCUGCAUUUUGGGACCUUGCUCUUGUAGUAUUUAAAAGUCGGUUAACUUUACCUUCUGUGAAAUUCAAUUACGUAUGACAUUUGUAAGAAAGAACAGGAGACGACAUCAGUGACUGAGUUUAUAAGAACAUGUCUUACUCUGGCGAGCUGAGCUGUAAUACCAUUUGCAAUUCCUCUCCCCGUUUUCCUGAGCUUUCCCGCAGGACGGUGCCAGCCCGGAGUGAGGGUUGCUGGUGCUGUGUGCCAGUGAGGAAAGGAGACUCUGACUUGUCCUUCCGAUUUGCAGAAGGGGGGUGGCUGACUAAGAGCGUGCUCCUGGUCGCAGCCCACAACAGCAUGAAUGUGAGAAAGUGCCUCCCCUCUCUCCCUUUAGGCGUUAGCACAUACAGAAUUGCUUUUUUUGGUAUAUUGAGUUCUCUGGCUACUUCAGAGAUUGAGCCUGUUUGCUAGCCAGGAUGGAGCGGUAAGGAAGCGGUUUAAGUUCCCGCGUUACGCAGCUGCAGCGCACGUACUCUGUGUCUUUGCACUAGUAGCAGGUUUUGAACAUCCUGUUGUAGCAAUGCCGAAUGCAGAUGAGGCCUCGCGCUGACUACCUCCGAUGCAAUAAAUAACAAGCUCAUACAGUAGCGGAUGUUGAUUUCAGGCCUUUGGCAACAGGAGCAUCUGUUGGCCACAUGAUUUGAGGAGGCGGUAGUGGUGGGGGGAAUAAUAAACAAGAGAAAUUCAUUUAAUUAAGAAUUUAUUCCAGUGCAGUAUGUGGUGAACACAAUACCCAUAAUGCCAGCUCCGACUGAGGGAGGUCCUACAGCUUCUCCUAGGAAAUGAAGGUGAACUCGGCUAUAUUGUACUUUAUGUUGUGCUCUAAAAUGUAACGAAAGAUGCCACCUGUUUCUUUCAGGCUGAGUCAGAUAUACCUGGAUAUUGUGUCAAAAAACACACUCUCAAUUCUAGUUUUUGAGGAAACGUGAUGCUCUUUUACCUGUUGCAAUGUAAUUGGAUAAUGCAUGUACAAAUGACUUGUUUAGCCUGCCAAUGAAUGUUGCUAAUGCCUUACCAAAAAACAAAAAGCAUAUUUUUUGUAUUUUUUUCCUCAGAGGCAAAUCCAAACAAUGCUAGAUUUGGGAAACUGUUUACUGAAAAGCAUUUUCUAAUAGAUCUCUGAAGAAGUGCAAUUGUAUAAUUAUUAUUGUUCAGUGCAUACAGUACGUUGUCUCCAUCACUGUACACUGCUGCUAUUAGUGCUUGUUCUAAUAAAUCUCAAUGUACACUGUUUAAA